AUGGCAGAAACAAGGUACGUGCCGCCAGUCAUAGAUUCACAGCCACCAAGUGUCUACCUUUCCCGACUUGAACGUAGCUUACAAUCAGGUAUAGCGAGAUUGGAAAAGGCCAGAAACUCAGAUGAUUCGGAAUUUCUUGUUCUCCAUGAAGACUCAGAUGGAGAAGAAGAGAGAAAAAUGUUAAACACUCCUUAUAACUUAAUUGAUUAUAUAAGAAAUCGGGAAUAUGGAAUGCGAAAGUAUCAUUCAGUAAAUACAAAUUUUAGUACAAGGCAUGUACUAACACAUAUCUUAUUCAAAGAACAUUCUAUACCGUUGAAAACAAUGAAUAAAGUUUUUUGUUCACAAUGGCUUAGUAAAAAUGAAAUUGUCUUUGGUACGAAAUGUAAUAAAUUAAUGGUUUAUAAUGUAAAAUCAUAUAAACUGGACCAAAUACCAUCGAUAAAGGGACAUUUAGAUGAAGCAACUAAUCAACGAAGCGGUAUUCGUUCAUUAAAAAUUAAUCCGUCCAGAACAUUAUUGGCAACAGGCGCAUAUAAUUCUAAUGAAAUCUGUAUUUAUAAGAUGUCAACAUUAAAUCCAAUUGUUCUAGCCGAAGGUGCUCACAAGGAUUUGAUAUUCGACAUAGAAUGGUUAGAUGAAGAGUUUUUUGUAAGUGGAUCACAGGAUAAUACGAUUGCUUUAUGGCAAGUUCGAGACAUAAGCCAAGAAAAUUAUGAUUGUGAUGGUGACCUCAUACAACCAGUUACUCAAUUUCUCAAGCCUACAGUUAUAAGAAAUUGCAAGACAGCACAAAACGUCCGAGCAAUCACAUUUAACGAGAGUUUAAAAGAACUGAUUACAUUGUCACUAAAUGGAUAUGUUCAUGUUUGGGAUGUUGAACAUUUUAGACAAAAGUUUUCAAGAAAACUUUCUUAUAAUCAGGAAAUUUCCUGCAUGGAAACGAAAAAUGAUAGUAGUUUAUAUGCUGUUGGGUCCAAAUUAUAUACACUGUUAAUUGAUUCAAGAACUAUAGAAAUCAUAAAAAAAAUUCCUGCAAUGGUGUUGAAUAGGGGUGUGCAUAAAUUCAAUUAUGGAGUUAGGUCUUUAAGUUUCCAGGAUAAUUUAAUUACAAUUGGUACAGGUUUUGGUAUUAUAAUGUUCUAUGAUAUACGGGCUGGAAAGUACUUAGAAUCUAGUAUUCACUCCAGUAAAAAAGUUGUGUUAAAAACAAGUACAGGUUAUGCUGAUCCUGAUGAAGAUUUAAUGGCGGAUUACGAAGUUCAACUAGUCAACUAUAAACCUUCAAUUUAUACACAUUGCUAUGAUUAUUCAGGAACCCGAUUAUUUUCUGCUGGUGGACCGUUCCAAGCUAAUAUGUCUGGCAUUUAUGCAAGUUUAUGGCAGUAA
Molecule: messenger RNA, 1389 nt
Organism: Macrosiphum euphorbiae (potato aphid)
Lineage: Eukaryota; Metazoa; Arthropoda; Insecta; Hemiptera; Aphididae
Source: the annotation of a GenBank genome assembly